Molecule: messenger RNA, 2751 nt
Organism: Oryzias latipes (Japanese medaka)
Lineage: Eukaryota; Metazoa; Chordata; Actinopteri; Beloniformes; Adrianichthyidae
Gene: rab35b
Product: RAB35, member RAS oncogene family b
Molecular function (GO): GTPase activity; GTP binding
Source: RefSeq, a predicted model, not a curated record
GCAGUGGGGCUGGGUCAUACUUGGGUGCAGCUCUACCAGAGAAGGAAGCGGAGUUUCCGGCUGUUUGCAGCGGAGUGAGAGGGUUGCUGACGCCGCGAAACCCCGAGGAAGAAGAACGCCGCCGGCUCGGGGGGCCAUUAGCUUCAUGCAUUGAUAGUGGCCGGUUGGUUUUAUACCGGGAGGUUGUUGAAUUGUUUACAAACUUGAGGAGUGGUGCAGCUAAUCAAAGGAAGAAGCGGCACAAGGCGGGGGUGAGCUACUAGCUACCGGCAUGGCCAGAGACUACGAUUACCUCUUCAAGCUGCUCAUCAUCGGUGACAGCGGAGUGGGGAAGAGCAGUCUCCUCCUGCGAUUUGCAGACAACACAUUUUCAGGUAGCUAUAUCACCACGAUCGGUGUAGACUUUAAGAUCCGGACAGUGGAGAUCAACGGGGAGAAGGUGAAGCUUCAGAUCUGGGACACGGCAGGGCAGGAGCGCUUUCGCACCAUCACCUCCACAUACUACAGGGGAACGCAUGGGGUCAUAGUUGUAUACGACGUCACGAGCGCCGAGUCUUUCGUCAACGUCAAACGAUGGUUACACGAAAUCAACCAAAACUGUGACGAUGUGUGCCGAAUAUUAGUGGGGAACAAGAACGACGACCCCGGCUCCAAGGUGGUCGAGACGACUGACGCGCAGAAGUUUGCAGAGCAAAUGGGAAUCAGUUUGUUUGAGACGAGUGCAAAAGAGAACGUCAACGUGGAAGAGAUGUUCAACUGCAUCACAGAGUUAGUGCUACGAGCCAAGAAGGAGGUGCUAGCGAAGCAGCAGCAGCAGCAACAGAACGACGUGGUCAAGCUCACCCGGAACAGUAAACGGAAGAAAAAGUGCUGCUAACAAACUCCGAGCCAUCCACCUCAAGACCGGAGGCAGCGUUUCGUCAUAAAAGCAUUCAUAUUUGAUGGGACUCAGAGCAUCUAAAUUAAAGAGAAGAUAAAGUUUUAAUAAAUAUACAAUAAAAGAUCAAAUACAAUAACAUAAAAGGAGAAAAAAAAUGUCCCUUUUGGACAAACUAAUCAUGGAGACUUAAAAAAUAUAUAGAUUUUUAUCAGAUGUCCGAACAAGUUUUACUUGGAAUUCAUCAGAUGUGCUUCGUUGACAUGAGGUCCUCCAACUGUUAAAGGAUCUGCAAACUAACAACUGACCGCCACAAAGCUCAGAUUUCUGUCCGCAUCAUCCCCGCGCUCCUCCAUCAGCAUCUUAUCCGUCACUCGUUCCUCUGCACACGGGACAUCCGGAGUCACGGCCGACUGCACCUGACGAGGACGAGGGCUCACCAUGUUUGGGGUUCGUUUGGGACUGGGGUGUGUUGGGCGUGUGAGGAAGAGCAGCGGCCUCGGCUCAUGCCAAACGCUCGGGACUUCAUUGUAUCUGUCCUUAUGUGGGGGAAAUCACUGGGAGGAGGACGAUGGUGUUGAUUGAUAGAUGAUCUUUUAGCAGCUUAUCUGAUGGACAGAACUGGUGACUUCUCAUGUUUAUUUUUGUGUAUUUUGCCAAGCUUCCCACCUUUUUCCCCUUUCUAACCUUCAGUAGUGCUGAGCCAUUGAUAAUCAGUUCUUUUUCUAUUUCUUUAAAGUGCAGCAGAGCAGUUUAUUCACCGAUAAAAGUUCUGACUGCACAUUCACAGUAGUCUGACAACGCUUUAAAAGUCUGAUUUUAAACCUUUUUUUUCCUUUUUACAAGAUACUGCCAAUGUUUUAAAGAAUCAGGAGCUCAUCAGAGGCUCUUAUUGGACUGUUGCCAUAGUGGCCACCGAUUGGCCGAGAAGCAGGGUGAAUCAGCGUCUGAUGGGACCCUGUUGAGUCCUCAGGAAGUGCUCCCCUCUAUUUUUUUUUUUUACUUAUUUCUUGCAGCCUUCUCUUCCUUUAACAGCCGCAUAUCAGCAAUUCUGACGGCGACAGACUGGCAACGCUUCGCAAGCUUUUUAGCCUGGAAUGUGGCGUCUCCCGACUGUCACAGUGACGGCCAAUCAACCCACAGUGGACUCCGGCUUCUGAUCUCCUUCAUUUUUUAAAGCGUGAAAGCCUUUUUCUCUAAAGGAGCAUGUAUGAUGGAUUGGAUGCAGAAGCUUGCUUUCACCCUGCAGAGACGUCUGUCAACCGCUGACUGGUGUUGAGAGUCUGUGUCAUCAUGACGUGAUCAAAUGGAAGUGUUGGCAGACGAAGCAGCGAUCAAGGGGGGGGGGGUGACCUACAGCACUGGAUUCCUGUGAGCGUUCUUCGCCGGGCCUAUCACAGAGACUGUAACAGCGUGCACGGGUGGUUUGUUUUUUAGGUUUCUUUUAUUUUUUGGUUUAGAAUUGGGAGAGCUGUAGGUGUUGUGGAAGCUGCUGGUGAAACCCUUUUUCACCCUCUCUUGGCAGACUGGUUGGUAGUUUGACAUCAUACAUGUCAAAGGGACAUGAAAGGAGGGGGGGGGCGAUAGAAAUGGUAUCAAAUCUCAUCCUUUUUUUUUGUUUUUUUCCAUUAUGUGUAUGUAAAUAUAAAUAUAUUUGUGUGUUUAUAUUAAGUAUAGAACAUGCACACACAAUUAGCACACCAGCCUGUGCAUGUGUCCAACAUGCCCCGUGUGCUUUGGUUGAAACACACUCGUCAGCUGUGGUUUUCUGUACACUGGAGAAAAAAAGAGAGAUGUACUAUUCAAUUUCCCUACAUGGAUUUAAUCAGUAAUAAACGUUUUAAAGUAAUAAAUAUUGGACACACAAAAACUGA